CCAAGCCCCACCUAACCUCAACGACCUGUGUGACAUUUCGACAUCAUGGCGGACGAUGGAAUGCUCCUAAACUUUGAGCUUGGCUCUGGUCCUAUCAAGCCCCAGGUCAAGUUCAAGGGCGGCCGCUGGCGAGACAGGAAGCAGGCUGAGAAGUCAGCGAGAUUGGCUUCCUCAGGACCAGAAGCACCCAGAUCAGCCAGAGAUGAAGAUGACCAGAGGUCUUCAAAACGCCAGAGGACCGACAAUGAUGGGUUUAAUCGUGAUUUCGACUACAAACCCUCCCCACGAUUUGACCCCAGAGACAGGUCCUACGGCGGUGACGGCCCGACAAAUCAGCACCGAAACCAAGGGUCAGAUCAGAAAAGGACUGGAGGACAGGUCAUCUCACGACUCUUCUCCUUCAAUCCAGCCCAGAAGACUGAGUUGGACGAAGAAAAGGAGACCGAAUGGACUGCCCCGGAGGCGACAAAUGCGCCACUCUCCGAUAGCUUUGCUUCAUUAACCAUUUCCUCACGCCUUGUGGAGGAGCUUGGGAAGCUGAACUUGGAACGUCCCACCGCCAUCCAAAAGAAGGUGAUCCCGCAUAUGCUAUCGAACAGCGCGGACGCCUUUGUCCAGGCCGAGACUGGUUCCGGAAAGACGUAUUCUUACCUCCUACCCAUCCUUCACCGCGUCCUCCUCCUGAGCGAACGGGGCGGUGCCCAGAUUCACCGAGACUCUGGGGUAUUCGCCAUCAUUGUUUCACCGACCCGCGAACUUGCCAAGCAGACGCACUCAGUACUUGAGCAGCUCAUCCGGCCCUUCCCAUGGCUUGUGUCCACGGCAAUCACUGGAGGAGAGUCAAAGAAGGCUGAGAAGGCACGUAUCCGUAAGGGAGUCAAUUUCCUUGUCGCAACCCCUGGACGACUGGCGGAUCACAUCGACAACACCAAAGCGCUCAGUCUCAGCACCGUGAGAUGGCUUAUUCUGGACGAAGGUGAUCGUCUUAUGGAUUUGGGCUUUGAGGAUGAUCUGAAAAAGGCCAUCGAUGCGCUUAAAAAGAUUGACGUCUCUGACAAGCUUCCGGAUGGGACCCUUCUCAAGUCUCUUCCUGAGCGACGAGUGACUGUUCUUUGCUCAGCGACUAUGAAGAUGAACGUACAGAAGUUAGGAGAGAUGAGUUUGGCAGAUGCAACAUUCUUGGCUGCCGAGAAGGAAGCCAGCGAUAACAUCAAGGAUGGUGAUGAGACAGCUAUGAAGGCUCCGGCCCAGCUCCAUCAGUCCUACACCAUUACCCCGGCCAAACUUCGACUUGUGACCUUGAUCUCCUUCCUCAAGUCUACCUUCUCCCGUCGUGGCCGCACCAUGAAAGCCAUCGUCUUCAUAUCAUGUGCCGAUUCGGUUGAUUUCCACUACGAACUCUUGAGGGAUCCGAUGAAACUUGAGGCACCUGUACCCGGGUCAAAGGAUGCCGAAUCAAUCUCAAAGACUGUUUCAAAGGCUGCAUACAUUACUUCCCCCGCCAGCCCCGAGGUCAUCCUCCACAAGAUGCAUGGCUCGUUGUCCCAGCCAGUCCGUACCGCCACCAUUCGAGCGUUUUCUGAAUGCAAGUUGCCCUCACUCCUCAUCACCACCGAUGUGUCUUCCAGAGGUCUCGAUAUUCCCUCGGUCGACUUGGUCAUUGAGUAUGAUCCUGCUUUUAGCUUCGCCGAUCACAUCCAUCGCGUUGGUCGAACGGCUCGAGCCGGACGGCCUGGUGAUGCCCUGCUCUUCUUACUGCCCGGUACCGAGGAAGGCUACAUUGAAUUGCUCAAGACCUCAACACCUCCGACACCGCAACCCUACGACUCAAUCCUUCAGAAGGGCAUGAUGACCAAGCUUGAGUUCCCCGUCGAGACAUCAGCAGCCAUUAUUGAUGGCCAGUCCUACCACGACAAGGCCGAGACACUACAGCUUCAUAUCGAGCAGCGCCUUCUCGGCGAGACCAAGAACCUGGAGCUUGCUCGUAACGGCUUCAAGUCACACAUCCGAGCAUAUGCCACUCACAUCAAAGAGGAGCGCUCGCAUUUUGAUAUGUCAGAGCUUCAUUUAGGUCACACAGCGAAGAGUUACGGUCUGAGAGAGGCGCCAGGCGGUAUCGGCGCUGGUGUGGAACGGAAGACUAAGAAGCGGCCGUUUAAGAGCGUCGGCAGGAGUGGAGGCAAGGACUCGAGCAAGAACACCAGCAGAGACCCGGGUGACGAGAAGGGCCAGCCAAGCAGCGAGAGGCCACCUCGCGAUAUCAUCAAGAUGAAGAGCAUGAUGCUAAUGAAGUCAACGGCGGACGAGUUCAAUAUCGGUUAAAAGCGUUAUAGACUAAUUGCGGGUUAUUUAUUAUGAAAUCUA
Ilyonectria robusta is the source of this 2364-nucleotide messenger RNA. Its product is annotated as P-loop containing nucleoside triphosphate hydrolase protein. Gene Ontology annotation, molecular function: RNA helicase activity; ATP binding; nucleic acid binding. Gene Ontology annotation, cellular component: nucleus. NCBI's taxonomy places the organism in Eukaryota, Fungi, Ascomycota, Sordariomycetes, Hypocreales, Nectriaceae. The coding region runs from base 46 to 2322 and encodes 758 amino acids. The transcript has a single exon. Gene Ontology annotation, biological process: ribosome biogenesis. The record is from RefSeq and is a predicted model, not a curated record.